Messenger RNA from Komagataella phaffii GS115, 1056 nucleotides. RefSeq lists its product as uncharacterized. The record is from RefSeq and is a predicted model, not a curated record. Gene Ontology annotation, biological process: phospholipid translocation; retrograde transport, endosome to Golgi. The coding region runs from base 1 to 1056 and encodes 351 amino acids. The transcript has a single exon. Gene Ontology annotation, cellular component: trans-Golgi network; endosome. Lineage: Eukaryota; Fungi; Ascomycota; Pichiomycetes; Pichiales; Pichiaceae.
AUGGCCUACUUCACACUUCCGGAAGAGUACCUCCCAGACCUGCAAGACGCCGUCAAUUUCUUCAUUUCAUUUGCCCCAUUUCUCAGCUAUGGCACCACAAUUUACGGCAUCUCCCAAAGCCAGUCAAGUACAGGCUUCUCGCUAGAUAUUUGUGCCACCAUGUUGCUCAGCGCAAGUUUGCGAGUGAUGUACUACUUCAACGAGAAGUAUGAAUUCACCCUGUUGAGGCAGUGCAUCGUCAUGCUUAUCAUCCAGAUAUUGCUCUUGAGAACGGCCUUGAAGUAUAGAUCAAACACCUAUUCAUGUGACAAUCUUGUACAAAUGCCCAAUUACAACGUGAUAUUUGUGCAUAAAAUGCAGGAAUUAGUGGCCCAAUUAUCAGAGAGCCUGAUCAACGACUCUGAGGGGAUACCAGAGCGCCUGGAUCUGAUCUGGAAGGCAUGGGUCAGUACUUGGCGCCUCUUUUUUGUUCUCAUCAUUUAUGGCAACUUUGCCAACUUGUUCCUUCUUUUUGACGUCAGCUACGCCCGCCCUUUAAACUUUUGGCAGUGGGAGGAACAAGAGACCUAUUGGAAGUUCUUAGGUUGUUUUUGGACUACAAUAGUUUCCUUAGAAUUGUUAUUAUACAAGAAUGAACAGUAUGGGAACAUCAUAGGGGCCUUAUCUUUAUUGAUCGAGAGCUUAUUGCCUUUGCCCCAGAUCCUUAUGUUCUACAGAGUGAAAUCUGUUCGAAAUUUCAAGUCCAUUUUGCUCCUCAGUUGGCUGGGCGGAGAUAUGACCAAGAUUUCAUACCUCGUAUUUGGUACAAACCAAGUCUCUGCAUUUUUCAUUAUUGCUGCCGUGUUUCAAAUGAGCUUAAACAUCGUCAUUACAUGCCAGUUUAUUCACUACAAAAGAAUCGAAUACGAGUACUUUUCAGCGCACACGCUAAACGGUCUAGACGAAGUUGAAUUCCCCAUAGAAAUGGAAAUGAGAUUAGCUAGAACUCGUUCAAUGACGAGCAGUUCGAGUUCGCACGGAGUCGAUGUCAGGACUCGGAGUGGUACCGUCGUGUAG